GGAACAUUAAAGUGUGGUAGUAAUCGGUGCCAAAUUUGUACUUUUCUGUGUGUGGGGAGAACUUUCCGCAGCAAAACCAAUGGGAAGGAAUUCCGUAUUAAUUACAACUUAAAUUGUAACUCCAAAAACGUGGUUUAUCUUAUUACUUGUAAGGUAUGUGGCAUUCAAUAUGUUGGAUCCACUACCACUACUUUUCGGUCUAGGUUCAAUAAUCACAGAAGUAGGAUCAAUGCCCAUCUCAAGUUGUCUUCUGAAAAUAAGAGGAAUGAUGAUUUUCUUUACCAGCAUUUUCAUAGUUCGGGA
Messenger RNA from Porites lobata, 303 nucleotides. The record is from the annotation of a GenBank genome assembly. Lineage: Eukaryota; Metazoa; Cnidaria; Anthozoa; Scleractinia; Poritidae.